AUGAGUAGGUGCGUCUCUUGUAGUACUGUUUCUGCGGUGAUUCACAACAAGAGUUUUUCGAAAUCACCAACUCAAAUUCCAAUUGGUAUUGAUGCAGUAACGGUGAGGGGGAACACCAAUUCAAUUAGAACUUGUCGCCUCCGCGUCCACGUUUCUAUGGUGGACUCCUCCUCUUCUGAUUUCGCCAAGCGCAUCGAACGAGCUUGGUUAAUAUCCAAGCAACCAAGUCCAAUCGUGUGUUCGUCUUGCGACUCAAAAGGGCACAUCGAAUGUAAAUGGUGUGCGGGUACUGGUUUUUUCAUUCUUGGUGAUAACAUGCUUUGCGAAGUCCCAUCCAGAAACACUACCUGCACCAUUUGCACUGGAAAGGGAUCAAUGUGCUGUUCUGAUUGUCAAGGAACAGGCUUUCGUGCAAAGUGGUUGGGAGAACCUCCUACUUCCUAG
This is a messenger RNA of Sphenostylis stenocarpa, 444 nucleotides long. The record is from the annotation of a GenBank genome assembly. NCBI's taxonomy places the organism in Eukaryota, Viridiplantae, Streptophyta, Magnoliopsida, Fabales, Fabaceae.